Molecule: messenger RNA, 1481 nt
Organism: Seminavis robusta
Lineage: Eukaryota; Bacillariophyta; Bacillariophyceae; Naviculales; Naviculaceae
Source: the annotation of a GenBank genome assembly
CCACAAACAACAGGUCAAACUUGGCUCCAUCAUUAUCCAUCCAAAGCGUCCACCGCAGCACAAGACAAGCACCAUGGCAAACGUCCACGGCCUAUUCAGCGGCGACGACAAUAAGGAAGACGAGGAAGAAGAUAACACUAACAACCGCUAUGUGGGUGGCAUAGGUGCUCGAGGAGGAGGAAGCGGGUUGGCCGUGGAACCCAACCAUGACGAAGAAGCCGAUCCUCGUGAUUCGGUCUUCUCGCAGGCAGAAAAUGUCGGACCGGGUGGAGCAGGAGAGGAAGUGCGUCGGACCAUCACCAUGUACCGCAACGGUUUCAUUGUCGACGACGGUCCCUAUCGCCGUUUGGACGAUCCGGCCAAUGCCGAAUUUCUGCGUUCGCUAGCACAAGGCGUGACGCCUCGUGAAUUGUUGAGCGAAGGAGACGUCACCGUCGGUCUCAUUGACAAACGCAGCGAAGAGUACAUUGAAAAAUUCCAGUCCUUUUCGGGAGCGGGUGCUAGUUUGGGAACCAAAACGACCGGGGAAGAAGGCGGCAGUGACACGGUAGACCCAGCAACACUCCCGCCACAACCACCCGCCGUGGAUGCCAGUCAACCCACGACGUCCAUUCAGGUGCGAUUGCCCAAUGGAAAACGCAAAGUCGUCAAAAUCAAUCUGUCUUCCUCGGUCACGGAUCUCGCCGCUCAUUUGCGGGAUGUGGCAUCGGGACGAUUCCGACUCUUGGCUGGAUUCCCGCCGGCGCCCAUUACGGAUUUGACCCAAUCUGUCGAGGCAGCUGGACUCAAGGGAGCUUCUGUGUCCAUGCAAGCGGCAUAGAUCGACAAUACAAAAGAAAAUGUUCAACAAACAAGAGAAAAUAAUAUACAGAAAUACUUGCGCACAGACCAAAUCCGUUGUGUGGAAAAAAGUGUGUGCCAAGAACAACACGCCCCAAUGAUCGCGCGGUGACUAAAACAAUACACAAAUUCGAAGCAAGACGAUUGUCCGCUUAGUCAAACGUAAAAAAGAUCAAACCAUAUUCCAUAAACUAUCUAGAUGCUUGGAUCUAUCUCCUGCCCAUGAUUCUUGUCCAGAGUUUUUUCGUGAGUUCCACCCAACAAUUGCCUAGUGGGAUGUUUACUCCACAACCGACUGCUCUCGAGUCAUCACUCUUUUUCGUUGGGCUUUGAAGGAAACCCACAGUUGUCUGGAAAUACUGGUACAGUAUCCCUCAAGGAGUUUGUCAGAUUAAUGGCACCUGUGUUGGCGUUGCCUGGGAUCCCCGUGACCAAGUUGGUGGCUUGACAUGGACUGUACUGGUACCGUACCGGUACCAAUGCGCCAUGUGGUUGUUCUUGCGUAUUCGAGGAUGCUGGCAAAAUCUGAGUAAGUCAACAUCGUUGAUUGUCUCGAUUGGGCGGCAAACAAUAGCGCUAGCUUGGCUCUCUGCAUUGUUUUAUUUGCGGCAAGAACGUUUUGCCCACAUGGAUUGUUUGUU